CAGAUAAUAUUUGGCAGCAUUAGCCAAAGAGAUGAAAUUUAAUCACAAACGAUAAGUAUUUUAACUGAAGCGAGUAUAUAAGAAAACCAUGGCUGAAGGCACCAGCGAACAUGCACACUUCUCAGGCGCGGAGCUGCUACGGGGCGAACUCCUGGGGAUGUUCAGGAUCCCUUUCGCCCUACGUGACCUGAGCGAUACGCAGCGCACCGCAGUUUGCGACGCCUGUCUGCGUCUCGCCUCCAAACUUACGCAGACAAUCGACGGUCCUAGUGCAGAAAUUGACCGUCAAAAGUCGUUGAAUGAAAUUGGUGAAAAGUUCUCGUCAUUUCAGGUCGUGAGAAAUUCACUAUCUGCGUCUGAGGAGUCCUCAGUCGCUACGCAGGAAUCCAGUUUGGGGUUCUUCCCACAAGCGGGAUCUCGAGGAAUUGUUUCUUAUUCACCGAAAGUAGACAAAUACUUUUCAGAUUUUGAAGCAUUUCAGUCCCACAAAACAAGCGGAAAAGAAACUCAAAUUGUAUAUUCUAAGCAUGAAUCAAUCGGUGGUCCCUUAUCUCCUUCAGAUAAGAAAAAGAUAAAUGUUAUCAAAGGUAGUUUCAGAAGCCUGAAUGAGUCUUGUACACAGGAAAGGUUGUCCAAUUCUGGAUACUUCCAUUCUACUCCUGUCAUGAACUGCAAACUAGCAGACGAUGGCGUCACUCGUACUGUGUCAGCUGUCUUCGUCGGUAGACGAAGUGUCGUAGUCUACGUUAUGAAUCAGCACAUCUACCUCGUAGAAGGUGACAACGUGCUGGCUAAACACUCUGUCAAGCAGCUAAGCGCAGUGAGCGCCACAAGCUCAGGUGGGGGGUUGGCAGACCCCGGUACGCCGGCAGAUCCCGGUACGCCGGCAGACCCCGCUACGCUGGCAGACCCCGGUACGCCGGCAGACCCCGGUACGCCGGCAGACCCCAGGACGUCGGCUGACCCCGGUGCUCCGGCAGACCCCGGUACGCCGGCAGACCCCGGUACGCCGGCAGACCCCGGUACGCCGGCUGACCCCGGUACGCCGGCAGACCCUGGUACGCAGGCAGACCCCGGUACGCCGGCAGACCCCGGUACGCAGGCAGACCCCGGUACGCCGGCAGACCCCAGGACGUCGGCUGACCCCGGUGCUCCGGCAGACCCCGGUACGCCGGCAGACCCCGGUACGCCGGUAGACCCCAGUACGCCGGCAGAUCCCGGUAUGCCGGCAGACCCCUGUACGCCGGCAGACCCCGGUACGCCGGCAGACCCCGGUACGCCGGCAGACCCCGGUACGCCGGCAGACCCCGGUGGGGCGCUGGUCUACAUUGGACUGGACAAGAUACGGGAGCAGCGAGUGUGCGUUGUCCUGCAGAUGACGUCACGCGAAGACGCACUGAAGCUCAUCAGAGCGGUCACUAGAGAACAAUCCGCGAGAAUAACUUCCACGUCAAGUACUUCAUCUCAGUCACCGGAACCCAAAACAAGCAAUGCGCGUAAGUUACCUUCUUCCAUCAAGAGCAUUGAGCCCUCAACAACUACGCAAACGUCAGAAGCAUUGAAAGCUCCUUUGAGAUAUCCAAUUGGCGAAGAUGCAGUCUCCACCUCGUCAAAAUCCGAAAAUCAUUUAGAUUUUGUAGCCCUCAAUAUACCUUUUACAGCCAACACAGAAGUUCUUUCCAGUAGCCUCAGUAGCCCAAAAAUUUUCAACAUUCCUCCUGAACCGGAAACCGCACAUGCAGUUGAAAUUAAAUCCAUCAGCGCAAACAGUGCUCCUGAAGAAAUAAAAGAUAUUUCCAAUGUUUUUGCUCUACCCGUCGGUAAGAUUGACAGUGAAAACCUUGAAGCUUUUUGUGAAUUGGAAAAACAAUCCCAAUCAAUUUUCACCAGCCCAAAACUAAGCCCACAAAUCUUGAAACAAUCACCAUCUUCUUCCAACAUACCAAAUCAUUCAAAAUCCCUAACACCAUCGCCAUCAUCAUACACCAGCCCUAACCUGAGCCCACAAUCCCCAAGACCAUCCCGGUCAUCUUCCAGCAGCGCUACCCUUAGUCCACAAUCCCUAAUACCAUCCCCAUUUUCUUCCAGCAGCCAUAACCUGAACCUACAACCCCCAAGACAAACCUCGUCAUCUUCCAACAGCCCUAACCUGAACCCACAAUCCCUAACACCAUCCCAAUCAUCUUCCAACAGCCCUAACCUGAACCCACAAACGACAAACAGGAAAAGCGCAAAAUUUUUCCUUGAGUCUAUCAACAGCUCACUCGAUUCCCCAGACCAAGUGAGUUUUACCCCAAAGUCCUUGGUGAGCGAUGUAUUUUUCAACGAUUCUCGUGACGAAGAUAGUGUGAGUUGUGUGAGUGACGUGCUGGUGGACUGGGAGCUAGACAUGGAGCGAGACCAAGAACUAAAAACAAAAGUCAAGGCAUUGACCGACAAAUUUAUUGAGAAGGAGAAUGCUUACCAUUUAAAACUUUGCCAAUUUUUGCGAGUUUUGGAAUCUAACAACCAUUUCCCUGGCAUUCAGUACCUCCUCCUUCUUGAGGGCAUUUCUCAUAUGCACCUCACAGUUAUUACCAACAUAAAGAAGAGCUCAUGUCCGACGCAUUACUUGACUGAAAUAUUCCUCGAUGAUUUAAAAGACUUUGACAAGUACGAGCAUUUCAUCCGUUCGAGUAGGCGAUAUCAUUUCGAGGUCCAGAAACUGCGGCCUGACAAGUGCGAGUUGGCGCGAGACAUGAUUGAGGCUGUAAGGUCCAGACCAGCCUUCUACGUUGACAUCUUCACCGAAUGGAAGACCCUUACUAAUUCUUCCUACCUGCGCUCAAAAUUAGCUCAGAACAUUGAACGCGUCUCGGUUGUGGCUAAAAUUACAGACUCUGACUCAGUAGUCAUGAACGUGAGACACCAUCCUGGUUCGUGGAAGAUCUACACCCCUUUGUUGGCCGCAGGCUACUUCAUGGUAACUGGACGUGGCUUUGCAAAGGGCAUCAUGCACGCCAUGCUCCUCUCGUCUUCCUUCGUCAUGUUUGCUGUGGACUCGACGAAGCGACAGUUCUUGAACUGCAUUGACGUCAUCGCCUUGCAUUUCAUAGUCCUAAGGACAGACAAAACUCCAACAGUAUUUUAUCUCGAGAUUGAUUUUGGGAUGAGGAGAGGGAAGGAAAGCAUCAAAGUUGAGUGUAAAAGUGCAAGUGAAGCCAAGUUUUGGAUCGGCACUUUCACCAAGUUGUUGAUGGUCAAGGCCAGUGAAAUAAAAUCAGAAGAAUUUCAGAGACGCGCUUCGACCGUUUCUUUACCAGGCACAGUCUCUGACAGCCAACUGAACUCCAUGCUGCAGACUACAUGCAGCGUGCCGGAGGAAAUGGAGUGCCGCCAGUGAUGACGACUGACAACACGGGCUCGUCUUCAAUUGUUUUCCAUGUAUUUUGCCAUUCGGCAAUGCACGGGCCUGGUUUUCGUUCACUGUGGGGAUAACAAUAAAUUAUGACAACUUUUUCGUAUAGAGUAUAAGGCGGAGUAUAUUCAUUUUGAAUUGAAAACAUGAUCUUGCUUCAUGUCUAAUUCACUAAAAUUUUUCAUGCGAAGCCAAGAAUGCACUCAACGUUGCGAGCAUUUUUAAAACGACAUUGCUGAUAAAAUCAAUUUUUUUCAGUAUAUUUUCCAAGUAAAAUUAUUGGAAUGAUAUUCUUCUUAUCAUCCCAAGCAUGAUAUAUUAUUAUUAACAGCGAUUGUAUAUGCGUCUAUAUGUGUAAAUAAUCAAUGACCUCUAUUAGUAUCUUCGUACUGAUGAUUGCGGUAUAAAUAUUUACUUUACUGGUUCGUGCCAGCCCCUGCAAUAUUAGCUUGCAAAAUAUUUGCUGCUCUAUAACUCUAAAUUGAUAAAGACCUUAUAUGUAACUCAACAAAUCAGUUUAGUUUGAAACAAGUCAAGUGAAAGACUCAAAAUUUGAUGAGUUAUUUAGGCUACUUUUAAGACGCAAACCAUUAUAAGAGACAUAUCUUAAUGUUAAUAAUAUUAUAAAUUCUGAUUAGUUUAACGUGAUUGUUGUAUAGCUGUCGCUAUUUCACAGAAGACAUGAAAAAAUCAUAUAUACCUGAUUUUCCACUACCAAUUAUGUGGUUUUUUUUUUUGCCUUGGCUUUCGUAUUUUCGUGGAGUGACUUGAUUCCUACAUUCAGAUAUGAAAGAUUAUAUUU
This is a messenger RNA of Hyalella azteca, 4199 nucleotides long. RefSeq lists its product as uncharacterized. Bases 89 to 3382 code for a protein of 1097 amino acids. The record is from RefSeq and is a predicted model, not a curated record. The transcript is spliced from 4 exons. Lineage: Eukaryota; Metazoa; Arthropoda; Malacostraca; Amphipoda; Hyalellidae.